CUUUUAAACAUUUCAUACAAACCAUACAGUCUUCAUGGGAACCAGAUCCCGAUUAUUCAGAUAUGGAAGAGGACUCCGAAUAUGUUAAUCUCAGUGAAUACCAUAGUAUAGACAACAAGUUUCGAGUUUUAGAUGUACACAGUUGUUUGCCUCGGUUUGCAUACCAUAAAUGGCUAGUACACUGGUGUUUAGAGGGGCUGGAAAUGAUAAAAGGUUUUACAGUGAACACAAUGAAGGAAUGCAUGGUAGUAGUUGGAGGUGACUUGAGUGAAGAGAGCAGGUCACUUUUAUAUUCAAAACAAGCAGAGGAAAAAUGCUUCUUAGAUUUUGCUAAAGGAAUGGUUGCCGAAGCAGAGUUCAUUUUGCUAUAUUUUUUGACAGAAAGCGACAUGGAUAAAUUAGAAAAUCUUCUGUCGAUUUUUAAUUCGAUUUCCGAAGACUUGCAAUAUAAGGAAGCUGAAUUAUAUCUUGUGAUGCAAAUGGAUACCAAGCAAGAUUCAGUGAAAGAUAUUUCAACUAUGAUACAAAAAACUAAACAAUUUAGAAUUCCAAGAGUUUUUCCGAUAACCAAGCAUAGCAUAACAGUCAAACACCAUCUGACAAUAUCACUUGAAAUGAAACUAAAUAAUUAUCUUUGUGACAUUGAAAGACAGUUAUCUACUUUACCAUCGAUGGAAGGUGUAGAAGAAAGUUUGGAAAAAGUUCGGGCUGUAUUAGAAAGGCUUAGAAAAGCACACUAUUUUCCAAAAAAACAUAUGGUUGAAAGGCCAUACAAUAAAGAGCAAAUAAUGAAAAUAAUUGAACGUUAUGAAGAAAAGAUUCUCUAUCAUGGAUUCAAUAAAAAAGGAGUUAGAAUCGUCACUAACGAUAAGAAAGUGAAAGAAGAUUUGCUUAGAAAUUUCUCUGAUGUUGGAAAUUUUGUGGUCGACAUAAUUGUGCAAUCCGAUUUUGAGAUGACACCAUUUGCUGAUCAUGGAAUACCUUUACAUGGGGCUAAAUAUGUCUAUAGACAACAAUCUUCUGAUUCGUUCUUUUUUGAUAACGAUUAUGCAACAACUGGUAGUCUAGUCAAAAUAAAUGAUUCUAGAAUGGCUGCAUUAACGUGCCAACAUGCUUUUUUAAACAGAGGAAAUCAGAAUGUUUUUGUAAACAUUAAUAAUUCGGUUGUUAAACUUGGUAGAAACAUGUUUAAUCUUCGAGAAAUGAGAUGUAUUCACGACGACAUCGCCCUUAUCGACAUAGAUAAAGAAACAAUUCGAAUCAUUGAUUCCCAUUGUGAGAAACUCUUACUUGAUGUACAUAACGAGCCAGCUCCAGCCGACCUCUCUCGAAGAGAUUUGGAUGAUUUAGUUGAGGACAUAGUUCACAAACGCGGUGCGUGCACUGAUUUAACGACAGGGAUUAUUAUUGAAACAGGUGAAAUCCGACAUCGAGACUUCCCUGAACGAGCUUCAGCCAUUAUUGUUAAACCAAAUUUGCGACGAAGAGGGCAUGUUCGCUUGUUUGGAGCGCCAGGUGAUUCGGGUGCUCUUUUAUUCCAACCUUCUUUAUCACUUGAAAAUAAAUUAGAGGUCAUCGGUAUGUUGUAUGGAAGAGCACCUAGAGACAUUUUCCCACAUCCUGAUACUGUAAUAUGUAUCCCACUAGGAACGGCUGUUGAAAAAUUAAAGCGUAAAAUCCAAGGUCUUCGUGAAAUUGACUUCUACAAGCAAUGAUAUGUGAUAAUGGAAAGAUGAUUUUUAGGAUGAAAUCAAAUAAAUCACCUGGCUCUGAUGGCUUUACCUCAAACUUCUUUGAGGGGGCCAAACAUCACCAUACAUAUUCUUGAACAGCAGAAGGAAAAUCUUAAAAGGGACUUUUGCACAAUUCUAAAACAAAAAGUUGAUCUUGAUGUAGA
Messenger RNA from Saccostrea cuccullata (small rock oyster), 1897 nucleotides. RefSeq lists its product as uncharacterized. NCBI's taxonomy places the organism in Eukaryota, Metazoa, Mollusca, Bivalvia, Ostreida, Ostreidae. The record is from RefSeq and is a predicted model, not a curated record. The transcript has 6 exons. The coding region runs from base 63 to 1715 and encodes 550 amino acids.